AAAAAGGAAACCGCGCAGCCACCUCUAUGCGCGCUUUCUUACAUUAGCUUCUUCUCUCUUUCACGAAAAAAGAAAGAAAAAAAUCCCUAAAAUUCGCAGACACAAAAGAUUUUUCCGAGAAUCUCUUUUCAUUUUCCUCUCAUCCAAACAAUAGUUUUUUUCCCUUCAAUCUUCUCUUUGAACCAGAUAAUUAAAAAGAAAAAAAAUUUAAACCAUGAAUGAUGAUUUGUUUGAUGAUGAUGUAAUAAAGUAUUUGGAUUUACCAUUGGAGGAUGUUGAAAGGAUUGAUGGUGGUGUUAGUGGUAAUGUUAUAAAAGAUUUUGGCUUUCCUUUGUAUGACAACAAUGGUGGCUAUGGUGGCGGCAGCUUUAGUGGUGGUGAAGAGUGCGAUUGUAACUUUCAGCAUUUAGCUGGCUUUUGUGGUGGAGAUUUUCUUGAUGAUAGUAUAGUUGAAAGCCUUACAUUUUCAUGUGAUGGAUAUUCUCAGCAGUCGAGCUCUACCAAGGCAUCCUACAGCGAGUCCAUGGAUGUCAAAGGUUCAUCUUGGUUCCAAACCUCCAGUCCAGUGUCUGUACUUGAUAGUCAUAUCUCUUCCUCGGGUGCAAACCGAAUACCUAUUAAUCCUAAUCUCAGUUUCCAGGGGAAGCGAUGUAGAACCAAUCGAAGACGAGCAUCGACCUUGAACUCACCAUUCACAUUGCCUUUUGUAUCCUCCACCUUUUCUACCUCCCAAAGAUUUUAUUUUCCAGUUGGUUCCAAAUCAGAAUCCGUAAGCCAUCUUUCUCAGAAACCUACCAAGAAGAGACUAAAGAAAAAGAACCUGAAAUUGCUUUCGGGGUUCAGUGAGAGCAACAACUCCUCCUCCCAACAGCUUGUUAUUAGGAAAUGUGGGCAUUGUGAAGUUACAGAAACACCGCAAUGGAGAAAAGGUCCAAUGGGUCCGAAGACCCUUUGUAAUGCAUGUGGGGUUCGCUACAGGUCUGGCCGCCUCUUUCCCGAGUACCGUCCUGCUGGAAGUCCUACAUUCAUUGCAUCAUUACACUCCAACUCUCAUAAGAAGGUGGUAGAGAUGAGAAGAAAAAGCCAAUUCACCGGCGACAGCAAUACCAUCCGUGUUGUCAAUCCGACAGAAACAUCGCUUAGGUACCAACUUUACUGAAAGCUUGAAGUCGGUAGCUUCCGUCCUUCGUCUUGUAGACCUGUCAAUUCAACGGCCCGAUUGGUUCAAGGUAAAUUGAACUGGAUCAAUUCAAGUUUUCAAAUUUCCAGCUAAUUUCAAGUUUGGAUUAAGUUCGGGUUCAAGUUUUUGGGGUCGAGUCAUUCAAGUUUGAAUCAUUUCAAAAUUACUUAUUUGAUCAUUUCGAGUUCAAGUCAUAUAGAUUUAAGUUGUUUGACUUAUUCAUGUUUUGUGUUUCAAAUUAGGUUUUAGUGAAAAGUUUAGUUACUUUUAACAUGCUUGAUAAGACCUAUUCAUAUUCUUCUUCAAUGCAAUUUUAUUUAGUGUCUUUUUUAAAA
This is a messenger RNA of Gossypium arboreum, 1515 nucleotides long. RefSeq names its product GATA transcription factor 11-like. The record is from RefSeq and is a predicted model, not a curated record. The coding region runs from base 215 to 1159 and encodes 314 amino acids. Lineage: Eukaryota; Viridiplantae; Streptophyta; Magnoliopsida; Malvales; Malvaceae. Gene Ontology annotation, molecular function: zinc ion binding; sequence-specific DNA binding. Gene Ontology annotation, biological process: regulation of DNA-templated transcription. The transcript has 3 exons.